Messenger RNA from Vigna unguiculata (cowpea), 1628 nucleotides. RefSeq names its product dof zinc finger protein DOF5.4-like. Gene Ontology annotation, biological process: regulation of DNA-templated transcription. Gene Ontology annotation, molecular function: DNA-binding transcription factor activity; DNA binding. The record is from RefSeq and is a predicted model, not a curated record. NCBI's taxonomy places the organism in Eukaryota, Viridiplantae, Streptophyta, Magnoliopsida, Fabales, Fabaceae.
AUUUUUGUUAUAGGAGAGAGAGUUUAGUAUUUUGGUAUCGUGUGUGGUGGCCUACCCACCUGUGGCGAAGGUCGUUUGGGUCAAUUGCCCUGAAAAAUAUUAGAAAAAUGGAAGAUAGCGAUACGAGACGAGCAGUGCAGUGCUCUGCAGGGAUAUUUGUCAGUCCAAACACUCUUUCUUUCUCUUCUUCUCUUUCACACUAUUCCCCAUACCUUCUUCACAAACUGACACACCUUCUCCCAAAACAUAGUACACUCUCACACAAACAAAACAAUCUCUCUUUUCUUUCUUUCCUUCUCCACCACACCGCAAACAACUAUUUCCAAAAUUUCACCUUCCAUUUCUGGCCGGAAAUGCAGGAUAUACAUUCCAUCUGCGGCGGCGACCGCAGGCUCAGACAGCACCACCACCACCACCACCAGCCGCUCAAGUGCCCUCGCUGUGACUCCCUCAACACCAAGUUCUGUUACUACAACAACUACAACCUCUCCCAGCCACGCCAUUUCUGCAAGAACUGCCGCCGCUACUGGACCAAAGGCGGCGUCCUUCGCAAUGUCCCCGUCGGCGGUGGCUGCCGCAAGUCCAAACGCUCCAACAAACCCAAAACUACUACCGCCACCACCACCAACAACAACAACAAUCCUUCCUCUUCCUCGCAGAUCGCUCCGGCAACCGCGUCCACCACGCCGUCGGCUGCGGAGCCGGAGCGCAACUCGAACUCCCACUCUAGCAGCGAAAGCUCCACGCUCACCGUCACGGAGGCGAUGUCGGCGCCGACAUCAAACACGUUGUCCAGCAACGCUUUGUUCCUGGACAACGUUCGCGAGUCGAAGUUGUUUAACGCUAGUAACCCCUCUUUGGAUGGCGGUGCCGUUUUCUCUGAGAUAGGAAACUUCUCUAGCCUCAUUGCUUCAAAUAACGAAGCAUUGGGGUUUGGGUUUGGGAAUUGCAGUAAUAACAACAGCAACGGCAACAGCAACAUCCUCGAUGCGACGCCGUUUCGGUUCGGUGUUACUCAUCCGCAGGGGAAUAAUAAUGAUCAGGUGCAAGGAGCAGCAGGUGGAGAGCAACAGCAGAAUCAUCAGGAGUUCGGUACGGCGUCGUUUCUCGAUCUGACGGCGCCGCUGGAGUUUUCCUCGUUGCCGCAGAAGAGUGGUGGUCAUCAUCAUGGAGGGUUUGGAUCGUUGGAUUGGCAACCCGGUGCGGAUCAAGGUUUGUUCGAUCUUCCUAACACCGUUGAUCAACCGUACUGGACCCACAGUCAUUGGUCUGAUCAAGAUAAUCCCUCUCUCUUUCACCUUCCUUGAGAGAGCUCAAGAAAUUUGUUUUUUUUUUUUUUGUGAAAGAGAAUGAAAAAAAAAUGUGCAAGGAUGUUAGAAUUAAUUAGCAUAUGUAAAUUUUGGUUUUACUUGGUUUUGGAGGGGUGAUUAUGAGAGUCAUGUGCAUGUGCAACUAACAAAGACCAUGUUAGUUUUCUUUUGUUCUGUGUAUUUUGAUGUAUGAUGUAUGAACAGGGGAUGGAUAAACAUAGGAAUGGUGUUUAAAUAUAUAUAUAUAUAAUGGGGAUUGGUGGUGUAAGUAUUGAUGUUUGUUAGGAUUGAAAAGUUGUUUUGGCGUGUUUGGGAUGG